Messenger RNA from Exophiala bonariae, 954 nucleotides. RefSeq lists its product as uncharacterized. Gene Ontology annotation, molecular function: DNA binding; RNA binding. The coding region runs from base 1 to 954 and encodes 317 amino acids. The record is from RefSeq and is a predicted model, not a curated record. NCBI's taxonomy places the organism in Eukaryota, Fungi, Ascomycota, Eurotiomycetes, Chaetothyriales, Herpotrichiellaceae. Gene Ontology annotation, cellular component: exosome (RNase complex); nucleolus. The transcript is spliced from 3 exons. Gene Ontology annotation, biological process: regulation of gene expression; maturation of 5.8S rRNA.
AUGGAUACCAAAUCGGUCUUGAUCCUUGCGGAUCAGCUUGCAGAAGAUUUGGAGGAUUUAGAGGAAACACUUGAACCACUCUCGGCCAAUUCUCUGAUUACCACCACCAAGAAAUUACCGCUCCUCGAUCGUGCCAAACUUAACGUUCUCCUAGUCUACGCCAUCGAAUCCCUCAUCUUCUCAUACCUCAGAUUACAUGGCGUCCAAGCCAAAGAGCACCCAGUCUUCCGCGAGUUAACCAGAGUCAAGCAGUACUUUGAAAAGAUCAAAGCGAUCGAGGCUGAGCCAAACAAGUCCCAACCAGCUGUCGUGCUGGAUAAGAAUGCUGCAGGAAGAUUUAUCAAACAUGCCCUGGCUGGCAAUGACCAAUACGACCUCGAGCGUAGAGAGCGAGAGGCACGUCAAAAGUUGUUGGCAAAGAGAAAGCUCAAGGAGCUCGAAGCAGUCAUGAAAGAGAAGGCCGAAGCCAAUACCCAAGAUGAUGCUGAAGCCGAAGCAACAGCGCUUGCUGCGGCGCAGGAGGCGGCCCAGCUGAUCGCGAUGGAUGUCGAAGAAGGAGAAGUCUCGGAAGAGGUCGCGUCUUCAUCACUGUCUUCGGAUAGUAAUGAUGAUGGGGUCUUGGGCAGUGGAAUGGAUCUGACCAAUACUUCUGAUUCAGCUGUGGCGCAACCUGACUUACACCCUACGUCUCAAGACUCAGAGGACUCACCCGAUCAGACAGUGCCCGAUCCUCCCAUGACAAGGCAAGGAAAGAACAGCAAGAAGCAGAAGAACUCAUCUGCGACUGGUCCCCAGAUUUUAACGAACCAGAAGGCAACGAGCAAAAAGCAACGCAAGAAAGCGAGAAAAGCAAGCGCUGCAGCUGCUGCCAAUACCCAAGCAGCCACAACCGCGAAGAAGGCUAAAAAGGCCAAGAAGGCAAAAAAGUCAAAAGCCGGUUCUUCGAAGGGUUGA